AUGCCUAAUCUCGGUUUGUACGCCCUCCAUCACGCCGGAGGGCGCGCCUGCAACUGCAAAGAUUGUGGCAGACGCUUCAAGAACCAACAUGUACUCUCUCGUUACAUCACGGCCCACGUCAGAGAGCGUCCUUUUGGAUGCAUAAGAUGUCAGGGGCGCUUCAAGAGAAAAUAUGUACUCGAUUCCCAUAUCAUACGUGUUCACACUGGAUUGCCUUCUUAUGGAUGCAAAUAG
Molecule: messenger RNA, 234 nt
Organism: Colletotrichum tamarilloi
Lineage: Eukaryota; Fungi; Ascomycota; Sordariomycetes; Glomerellales; Glomerellaceae
Product: chorion transcription factor Cf2
Exons: 1
Coding region: 1-234 (77 amino acids)
Source: RefSeq, a predicted model, not a curated record